AUGGCUUCAGUUCGAGCUGCCUCGAUCGACUGGUCGAAAUUAACAGUGACUUUAGGUCUAAAGAAAGAAACCAUAGCAUCUUUACUGGCAUUUCGUAAGCGUAAUGACGAGGCAAAACGCGUUGUUGCUGCUCUUAAACAACAAAAAUCCGAUAUCGAUUUCGAGAAUUACAGGCGCAUCUUAAAAAAUAAAGCGAUCGUAAAUGAAGCUGAGAAGGUUUUAACCCAAUUUAAACCAACAAAAGUUGAUCUGGAUGCACAAUUGAAAAUUGUUGAAAAUUUUGAGAAGAAAGCUAUGGACUACGCAAGAAAUACUGUUUCCAGAGUUGAUACCGAACUUCGGGACUUACAAGCUACUUUGACAAAUAUGGAACAAACGAGGCCUUUCAAGGAUAUUAGUGUUGACGAACUAGUUAAAGCCAAACCAGAACUCAAUGAUAUUGUUGAGAAAAUGGUCAAAAAAGGACGGUGGAAAAUUCCAGGCUACGAAGAAAAAUUUGGAUAUUAA
This is a messenger RNA of Dentiscutata erythropus, 507 nucleotides long. The record is from the annotation of a GenBank genome assembly. Lineage: Eukaryota; Fungi; Glomeromycota; Glomeromycetes; Diversisporales; Gigasporaceae.